GAACCACUCAAGUAGUUGGUAAGAGCAAAGUAAACAACGUUAGUAAAAAGUGUUUCGCUGCAACCAAACUCCAUGCUCUGUGAAGCUCACUAUUUACUAUUCUAUUCUAUUAUAUUGAUAUUUUGUCAGAUCAAAUCAAAUCAUUUGAAACCCUAAACAGUUCCGAUCCAAAUCCAAUACAAUUCCAUGUCUCCGAAGAAACCACACGAGCGCCAAAUGCUCGAGUCUGUGUAUUCCAUGAUCGCUCUGGUUCUCAUACUUGUCGCCUGCGUCGAGCUCUGUGACGCCGCCACCGUCGUCGACGUUUACCGUCUUAUUCAGUAUGACAUCUCCGGUGUCCCCUUCGGAUCUCGCCUCGCCAACCUUAACCACCACGCUGGCUCUUUGCAUUUCGCUCCUGGUGCCGAUCUUUCGCGUACCGUUGUCAUGAUUCCUGUUCGGGAACUAAAUAUCACUUUUGUUAAAGAGUACAUUACUCAAAGAAAGCCUCUCGGUGGGUUGUUGUUUUUGCUUCCCCAAAUGUUUAAUUUUGAAAAUAGAGGUGACACGGGGAAUAACCAUCAAAUACAUGACGACAAGCAGCUUAUGAAGAUCGUAUUGGUGGAGCUUGAACGAUUACUUUUACAUGCCAACAUACCUUAUCCUGUAUAUUUUGCUUUUGAAGAUGAUGACAUUGAUGCUGUGUUGGCUGAUGUCAAGAGGAGUGAUGCAACCGGCCAACCUGCUACUGCUACUACUGGCGGAUACAAGUUUGUUGUGUCAGCACCAGAACCUAAGAAAAUUGCAAUUCCCACCAUCACAAACAUUCAGGGAUGGUUGCCAGGUUUGAAAGCAGAUGGAGAUCCAAAUCAACUUCCAACCAUUGCUGUUGUUGCAUCAUAUGACACAUUUGGGACUGCUCCUGCAUUAUCAGUUGGAAGUGAUAGCAAUGGAAGUGGCGUGGUAGCUCUUCUUGAAAUAGCUAGGUUAUUUUCUCUUCUCUAUUCAAAUCCAAGGACAAGAGGAAGGUAUAAUUUACUUUUUGGGCUAACAUCUGGUGGACCUUAUAAUUACAAUGGAACUCAAAAGUGGCUAAGGAGCUUUGAUCAACGGUUACGUGAGAGCAUUGACUAUGCAAUUUGCUUAAAUAGUAUUGGCUCAUGGGAUAAUGAAUUGUGGAUUCAUGUGUCUAAGCCUCCUGAAAAUGCUUAUAUCAAACAAAUUUUUGAAGGUUUCUCUAGUGUAGCAAAAGAGUUAGGUGUUGAAGUUGGUCUGAAGCACAAGAAAAUCAAUAUUUCAAAUCCUAGAGUAGCUUGGGAGCAUGAACAGUUUUCAAGACUGAGGGUCACUGCUGCCACCAUUUCUGAACUCUCUGUAGCACCAGAAAUGUUAGAAAGCACUGGAGGUCUUUCCGAUAGCAGAAAUUUUGUAAAUGAAACUGCAAUUAUCAGAAGUAUCAAGUUAGUUGCUGAGAGUAUUGCGAGACAUGUCUACAAUUAUCAAGGGGAGAAAAUCAAAAUCUUCGCAGACGAUAGUAGUUUGGCUGUUAAUCCUGCUUAUGUACGGUCAUGGUUAGAUCUUUUGUCACGAACACCUCGAGUGGCACCGUUCCUUUCAAAGAAUGACCCCCUUGUGAUGGCAUUGAGAAAGGAACUAGAAGAUCAUGCUCCUGAAGUAACUGUACAACAUGAAGUGCUUGAUGGGAUCUUCACAUUCUAUGAUUCAACUAAAGCCAAGCUAAACAUAUAUCAGGUUGCUAGCGUAACAUUUGACUUGCUCUUGCUUCUUGUGCUGGGAUCGUAUUUAAUAUUGCUUUUCAGCUUUCUUGUCAUUACAACUAGGGGUCUUGAUGAUCUCAUAAGCUUAUUCCGACGGCCUCCCUCUCGCAAAGUGAAAACAGCUUGAUAAUUCGAACUGGAGUUGCCCUCCACAGAAUUCUCGUUGAAGAUUCUCUCUUGUAACUUAGAAUUUUAUCCCCGUCAGAGAGGAGUUGGGGAUCACUAGCAAUGUGUUGUUGAGUAGUUGAGAAUCAUUAGGGAUCAUUUAAAUUUUUGUCCUUGGAAGAUUUUUCAUAAUUUACUGGGGUAGAAUGAGACCUUUAACAUAGUCGCAAGAAAAAUUUUGUUACGAUACUGUUUUUUGUUCCCAGCAAAAUACCACUGCAAACAUUCUUUUCAUAAUAUUUGUAUUAAUUGGGAUGAUAGCUUCGUUCUUUA
Molecule: messenger RNA, 2195 nt
Organism: Jatropha curcas
Lineage: Eukaryota; Viridiplantae; Streptophyta; Magnoliopsida; Malpighiales; Euphorbiaceae
Product: M28 Zn-peptidase nicastrin
Biological process (GO): regulation of signal transduction
Cellular component (GO): membrane
Source: RefSeq, a predicted model, not a curated record